Cydia pomonella (codling moth) is the source of this 2414-nucleotide messenger RNA. RefSeq lists its product as uncharacterized. The record is from RefSeq and is a predicted model, not a curated record. The transcript has 10 exons. Gene Ontology annotation, biological process: centrosome cycle; spindle assembly. The coding region runs from base 89 to 1777 and encodes 562 amino acids. Gene Ontology annotation, cellular component: centrosome; HAUS complex; mitotic spindle. NCBI's taxonomy places the organism in Eukaryota, Metazoa, Arthropoda, Insecta, Lepidoptera, Tortricidae.
UCAUUUGAAGGUUUCAACUUUCAACGGUUUUCCGUCUAAUCUUGGCGAAUUUUUACUUGUUACAUGAUAAAAACUGUUUAUUUACACAAUGAAUCCGCUAAACUACAUAAGCGACGAAGAAUUCCUGCCUUUCCUCCAAAGUUUGGAAGUGGAGAGCGACAGAAAGUCGUUUGAAUGGAUGUUCAAUGAUCCUGAGCUUUCUGGUAUUUUGCAGUGGCUUUAUAAAAGUUUGGAUCACUCCAAUGCUUUAACUGCCCGUGAAAAAUAUAGAUAUGCAGAAAUUGAGCAGCAUCUCCUUUCUCCCGAAGACCUGGACCGCUACAUAACCUCGCUACAAGAGGAGUUCCCUGGGCUCUGCCUACCCGGAGACCAGGAGUCGCUGCAGGCAGCCAAGAUGGAUGUUCAGAUGCAGAAUGAGAGGCUGAAGAUGUUAGAGAAACAUGAGGCUAUUGUUAAGGAUCUUAUUAACAAGAAUGAUCUGGCAAAAGAAGAGUUAAGCCGAGAGAUCACCAAGCUUAACUCAGCGCAGCACCAGCUAGCCCAGGACGAGACAGCAUUAGCAGAAGAAUGUACAUCAUUAGCCGGGGAACUUGAGACACUCACUGAUGGUGUGGUUGAUGUGAUUGCUGAUAGCCUUACUUUAUAUAGCAGCGCACAUGGGGAUAAGGAAAUAGCAAAGAAAUUCCUCAGCUUUGGUCCAUUCGAGUCAUAUAAGCAAGCGCAGACACUAUACGCGUCCCAUUUCGACUUAUACGUGUCCCGCAAGUUCAGUAAGAGACAGAAUGAUACCGUUACCGAUGGGGAUCUACGGUGCGCUCUGAUCGAGGCAUCCGUUAUGGGAGAAAGAUUAUACAGCGCAGCGUUGGCAUACAUUGACGCUAAGACAGAGCUUUCUGGCGAGCAAGCGAAACUGGCUCUAGUUGCCAACUACCAGAACGUACAUCCCAGUAGAAUAGCUCAUUUGUCAUUAGAAGAGCAAGCAGCCUUAGACCUGGAACCAGAAGAGCCAAUACUUGACCAACAAAUACAAGACGCAGUGAAGGAAUUUGUUGAAGGCCGUACAAGGUUAGCGGCCGAAACCACUGCGAGGUCCGCUUUGGCUGUCAGAGAACGAAUCCACUCGGACCUGAGCCACCUCCUCGACGUGUCGCAGCAGGCCUUGUGCCUCGACCGCACGCUAUACUACUGUCUGCGCGCGGCGUUACGUAACGUUCAGGAGUUCCUGCAACUCUCGAGUCAGCUGAGAGAGUAUUAUACGUCCGAGAGCGCCGCGGCUGUUGACAGGAUCAAAUCAAUGAACGAGAUCAGCUACGAGCAGGAGUGUUGCUCGCGUCGGCUCGACUCGUCGGACCGCCUCCUCGACGCCCUGCGCGCCGUCCUCGACGUCGGCUCCGACGACGCGCUGCUCCUGCUUAAGGGCUACUGUGACCUGAGAACUGAGAUCUGUGCGUUAAGAGAACAUGUUUAUGAGGGCUACGAGAGUCGAGAACAAGCAUGUAGCAAUUUCCAAAAAGCCACCCUGCCCCUCCGCCAGUACAUCUGGGACGGCUGCAGCAAGCUGCCCAACUGCUGGAACACGGCGGUGGCCGCCAUGACGCAUCGUCUGCAGCGACACAUGGAGCAGGCCGAGAGGAAGGUCGCCGAGGCCGGUGGGAGCUUCUCAUCCGUUAAAAAUGGCGACAAGCAGGGUCUCCGCAAGCUGUGGCAGUACUUCCUGUCGGACCGCACCAGGCUGGCGGCCGCCAUGCGCGCCGCACACACCAGGAGCUUCUGUUAGUAUAUUAUUUAGUAGUGGUGUUGCCAUAUUGUAUAUUUAUUAUCGUGUAUAUUCUGCAAUAUAUUCCGCGGUGCCGGAAAAAUUACUCGAUACUAGGCAUACUUAACCAGGGCUCGGAACCGGUUUAUUUUUAAAUCCCGAAAUAGCCCAAUUUUUUUAAUUAUUUUAUACUCUUUACGUAGGACUGGAUCAUGUAUUUAGGUAACAAGUUCGCAAUAUUAGAUAGUCCCGUUGAAAAUGAAAUAAUAGACCAAAGAACGAAAAAGAACGUAAUAAUACCGGUAUUUUUUGUAUGAAGAAAAAACCGGUUCCGAGCCUUGUACUUAACCCUUUGACCACGGCUCGGAACCGGUUUUAAAAAUAGCGAUAAAUACCGGUUUAUUUCGGUUUUCCUCCGAACUUUAAUAAGAACGCGAACGUUUUAAGAACUUUAUUGUAACCUAAAUAAACCGGUUUAUUCGACGAGCGACGAGGUUUGUGCAUAUCUUGGUCUGACUAGAUAAUUUUGAAUGCUGUCAUUUUUUUACUACUGAAAGAUGUUGAGCAUAUAAAAGACGUUUAGUUUCGUAAAUUAUAUUUAAUUUAAAUAACUAUGUAACAGUAUAAAAUUCUAAAAUAAAUACUAAUUUUGAUCACA